GAUAAUUCUCAACAAAAUCGUUUACUUUCAACUGUUCGAAAUCGGUUAGGACAAAUUGCCUCGACACUUCAGGCGGCCAUCCGAUUCCGAAGAUUUUCUAGGAAAGAAUCAAACGCCACUCCGGAUUGGUUUGUGGACAAAAGCCAUCUUGAUGAAAAUGCGGCGGGAGACAAGGACGAUGAAAAGGGACCCACUUGUUAUGGACACCGUAUUGUUGUUGACCCCACGAAGUUGUCACAUUAUGUGUGGCUCAUGGUGGUAUCAUUGGCAGUCCUAUACAACGUUAUUUUCGUCCUAGGAAGGGCAGUGUUUUGGGAACUAAAUAACAAAGCCGAAGUUACCCCUUUAUGGUGGACUUUGGACUACCUCUGUGAUGCUAUAUACAUUAUCGACGCCUUGGUGCACGCACACGAAGGCUAUUUGGAACAAGGUCUUCUCGUGACAGAUCCGCAGAAGCUGCGAGCGCACUACCUUCAAUCAAAGUCCUGGAGGACGGACAUCUUGUGCGUGCUGCCCACGGAUCUGGCGUAUAUCUGGUGGCCACCAUUCGAAUGCGAUUUAACAGUGCCGUGCCCGGUGAUAGUUAGACUAAAUAGAUUAUUUAAAUUACCCCGUUUGUGGGAGUGGUUCGAAAGAACAGAAACCGACACUAACUAUCCAAACGUUUUUAGAAUAUGCAAAGUGGUGCUCGCUAUUUUAGUGUUAAUACAUUGGAACGCUUGUUUGUAUUUUGCUAUUAGUUAUUUUAUCGGCUUCGGGUCUGAUAACUGGGUGUACAAUUUGAAUGGAACACAAAAUGCUUCUCUCACUAGACAAUAUAUUUAUAGUUUCUAUUGGUCGACAUUGACUCUGACUACUAUCGGUGAAACCCCAGUGCCUGAAAACGACGCCGAGUAUUUGUUCGUUGUUGCGGAUUUCUUGGCGGGAGUUCUUAUUUUUGCCACCAUUGUCGGUAACAUCGGCUCGAUGAUAUCAAACAUGAACGUCGCCAGAGUCGAUUUCCAGAACCGCAUGGACGGCGUCAAGCAGUACAUGGCAUUCCGGAAAGUCGGGCGAGAAUUAGAAGCUCGGGUAAUACGAUGGUUUGCGUAUACGUGGGCAGAAAGUGGCGCCCUAGAUGAGGAAAGGGUUUUGUCGGCAUUGCCAGAUAAAUUAAAGGCGGAAAUUGCCAUUAGGGUGCAUCUGGACACUCUCAGGAAAGUCCGGAUAUUUCAGGAUUGCGAGCCUGGUCUCCUGGAAGCGCUCGUCCUUAAACUCAGAUUGCAGGUUUUUUCACCCGGAGAUUACAUCUGCAGGAAAGGUGACGUCGGUAAAGAAAUGUACAUCGUCAAGAGAGGGAGAUUACAGGUGGUGGCUGACGAUGGUUAUACAGUUUUGGCCACUCUUGGCGCUGGCUCCGUAUUCGGCGAAGUUAGCGUCUUGGAUAUUGUCGGAAAUCGUACAGGAAAUAGGAGGACUGCCAAUGUCCGGUCUCUGGGCUAUUCAGAUCUCUUUUGUUUAGCGAAAGACGAUCUUUUAGUCGCUUUAGCCGAUUAUCCAGAAGCUCGAGCAACGCUAACAGAACGCGGUUGCCAACUUCUGCGAAAAGAUGGCCUUUUGGACGAAGAGCAAUUCCGGAACGCAAAAGAUACCCAAGAAUCGAUGAGCGACAGUAUAAAAAAGUUGGAGAGCACGGUGGAAACUUUGCAGAUUCGAUUGGCAAGACUCUUGGCCGAAUUUACUGCAAGUCAAGCCAAAAUCAAACAGAGACUUACGAGAGUAGAGACAAA
Diabrotica balteata is the source of this 1769-nucleotide messenger RNA. Lineage: Eukaryota; Metazoa; Arthropoda; Insecta; Coleoptera; Chrysomelidae. The record is from the annotation of a GenBank genome assembly.